Messenger RNA from Guyanagaster necrorhizus, 1421 nucleotides. RefSeq lists its product as uncharacterized. Gene Ontology annotation, cellular component: nucleus; cytoplasm. The record is from RefSeq and is a predicted model, not a curated record. The transcript has 6 exons. The coding region runs from base 27 to 1421 and encodes 464 amino acids. Gene Ontology annotation, molecular function: protein binding; tRNA-specific adenosine-34 deaminase activity. NCBI's taxonomy places the organism in Eukaryota, Fungi, Basidiomycota, Agaricomycetes, Agaricales, Physalacriaceae.
GACGUGUCUUGGUCACGCGUUUGGCGAUGCCCUCUCCUUCGCCGCCCGAGCACCUCAAUACCACAGGAUGUCGCAUACAGUACUCGGAAGGCAAAGGUCGCGGUGUCUAUGCUUCUCGGUUCAUUGAAAAUCGGACGGUUGUUGAAAUCAGCCCUGUUCUCUUGUUCUCAAAGGACGAAUACGAAUCACACGGCAGACACACUGUUCUGGGUCACUACACAUUCAAGUGUAAAGAUGGCCGGAUGGCUCUGGCGCUGGGACUUGGUUCCCUGUUCAACCACUCUGAUUCACCCAAUGUCACCUACGAAAUCGACCUUUCAACAGAGUCUAUACGAUAUACUACCGUUCACGAUAUCGAACCCGGCGAAGAGCUAUGCAUCUUCUACGGUCAUAAUUUGUGGUUUCAGCCUUUCAGAUCUGACAGCCAAGCGGCCGAGGAACCUGAAGCAAACGAGCCCCUCCCUAUGUCUACUGAUAGCCAAAAACACGAUGAUAUCGUCGCUGAGGACAACCUUCCCUUCCUCAAAAUCAAACCACCGCCAGACGAGGAGGACCUGGCGAGCGUAAGAACCGUUCAAGCAUGGGUAGUGGAUAUCCCGGACCCAAAACACAUAACUACAAUGCUAAAAUGGCUCAAGCAAGCAGGCCUCGAUACCGACGAUCUAGGCCACCUUAAACGCGUCCAAAAGCAGGAUGGCAGGACGCGACUCUUGCUGACAGCACUACCUACAUGCCCUUCGCCACCGGCAGACUUCAAUCUGCCUGAGCCUGUUCUGGUACCAGUACCAACGUCUUCUGCCCUUACGCCUACCUCCCUUGCACUCAAAUCAAGUUAUUGGCCUACCAUAUACGCUCCACGUCGGAAAGGCGAAACUGAACCCUGGUCACAAGAUAAAGUGGCAUGGGCACGAGAAGCGAUGAGCCAGGCCGUCACCACGGCCCUUAGAGCUCAAGCAAACGGAGAACUGCCCGUUGCCGCCUAUGUGCCCGUUCCCUGCGAGAUCGACAACGAAGACGCUAUUCUGGUAACCGCCACAGCUUCAGAUUCACGGACGUCGACGCAACAUCCUUUGCGCCACUGUGUGCCCAAUCUCGUAAGGGACAUAGUGGAUCGAUAUCACGAGGCAAGGAAACGGUCUCCUCCUCCCCCUGAUUCCAUGAAGAAUGGGACGAAUUAUCUCCUUACUUCUCUCUCACUUUUCAUCACGCACGAACCCUGUGUAAUGUGUAGCAUGGCAUUGUUGCACUCCCGUGUCAAAGAGGUGUUUUACCUCAUACCGAUGGAAAAGACGGGCGGGUGCGGCGGACUGACUUGUUUACCCGCUUUGCCUGGAGUAAAUCAUAGAUUCACUAUCUGGAGAUGGCGGGACGGGGGUUUCGAUGUAGAUCGUAUCCGAAUACACGAGAAUAGUGAUGCAUAA